AUGGUUGUACCAGCUGAUGAUCUUCUCCAACAGGCUGUCAUUACUACGAGGCGUCGAGGAUGCGGUCGGGUAUCGUGGGAGGAAGUGGAGGGAACAUCGACUUCUGCUCCGAGGAGUUUUCUUUCACGUGGUUCAUUGUCUAGGGAUUACGAGGAUGAGGAACCCGAGUGGGUUCAAGUUCCGGAACACGAGUGGGUUCAAGUUCCAGAACCCGAGCGGGUUCAGGCUCCGGAACCCGAGCGGGUUCAAGUUCCAGAACCCGAAAUGAUCGAUGUUCUGGAAGUCGAAGAGGAGACUAUCCCGAGUUUUUCAAGAGGACCGUCUGACACCUCCCUCUUGAUCUAUUACACCGAUCAUGUCGCUUAA
Molecule: messenger RNA, 366 nt
Organism: Vicia faba (fava bean)
Lineage: Eukaryota; Viridiplantae; Streptophyta; Magnoliopsida; Fabales; Fabaceae
Source: the annotation of a GenBank genome assembly